Messenger RNA from Mitosporidium daphniae, 417 nucleotides. Its product is annotated as autophagy-related protein. Gene Ontology annotation, biological process: macroautophagy; cellular response to nitrogen starvation. The coding region runs from base 1 to 417 and encodes 138 amino acids. The record is from RefSeq and is a predicted model, not a curated record. The transcript is spliced from 2 exons. Lineage: Eukaryota; Fungi; Microsporidia. Gene Ontology annotation, cellular component: autophagosome; cytosol.
AUGAAAUCCAAGUCGCUUUCUUCGACGGAGGCCUCUGCAUCGGCUGAACAGAUAGCUUCAGUUACACCCUUUAAAAGCCAACACCUGAGCGUCAGACAGGAGCAGUUUGAAACGAUCUCAAAAUGCAACCCCACAAAGGUGCCGGUCAUUCUUGAAAGGGCACCGCACUCAUCUGUCCCCGAAAUUGACAAGACAAAGUAUCUUGUCCCUAAAGAGCUGACGGUUGCCCAGUUUCUAUUUCUAAUUAGGAAACGCAUCCAGCUUUCCAAUGACCAAGCACUCUUUAUCUACCUGAAUGGACAGGUGCCUGCUGCCUCGGCCAUAUUUUCGAAUCUGUAUGAUGAGCACAAGGACGAGGAUGGAUUCCUUUAUGUUGUGUACACAGGAGAAUCGUGUUUUGGUAACAAUCAGAACUAG